Rosa rugosa (rugosa rose) is the source of this 1448-nucleotide messenger RNA. RefSeq names its product auxin-responsive protein IAA2-like. Gene Ontology annotation, molecular function: protein binding. Gene Ontology annotation, cellular component: nucleus. The transcript is spliced from 5 exons. Gene Ontology annotation, biological process: regulation of DNA-templated transcription. Lineage: Eukaryota; Viridiplantae; Streptophyta; Magnoliopsida; Rosales; Rosaceae. The record is from RefSeq and is a predicted model, not a curated record. Bases 331 to 1254 code for a protein of 307 amino acids.
AGCACAUUGUGUAUUUUUGAGAAUGCUGUCUUGGUCAUAUAUCAUAUUUAGUGUCAUGUAUAUAUGAUAUGACUUGCCCCAUAUUCCAAUCUACGCGGCCGCCGAUACUUAUGUUUCAGACUCUGCAUUUCCAUUUUCAGUGCAAAAAUUGAGCCUAGGAAACUUUCUAACACUUUCCUUUUCUUGCUCUAUACUUGGGCCUCUAAAAAAGGUCAUGGUUGGCACACUUUGCUAUAUAUUUCCAAUACAACCACUUUGGUUUUUGCUAGCUACUUGUCUGGGCUGAAAAUAGUGUUUGAGCUUCUCUUGAAAUAGGUUUUGUUGAAGAGUAUGGGUCAGUUGUAUAAUCUUGAUGAACUCCAUGUAACUGAAGAAAUGCCUGUGAGAGCAAAUAAGAGAAGCUGUGGUGUUGCAUCUGAAGACAAAAAGCUGGAGCUGAGGUUGGGUCCUCCAGGAGAUCAAGAACAGUCUGUUCACUCCCAGCUUGGUUUCAUUAGUUCUAAUCCUGAAGCCAAAAGAGUCUGUCAUGACUUACAAGUUAAGGCCAAAAAUGAAGAGACAAAGUGGUUGGCAAACACUGCUCAGCAUCAGCCAAAGUCUUCCUAUUUCCAGUACCCAAUGAUUCCUCAUCCAGAUAAGAAAGCGUGUUCAGAUCCUGCCACUGCUUCAAAAUUUCCCAUUUCGGCUGCAGCAAAUGGCUCUGAUGAGAAAAGUAAAAGCAGAAUUGCACAAGCUCCGGUAGUUGGGUGGCCUCCAGUCCGUUCAUUCAGAAAAAAUCUUGCAAACAAGAGCCUCGCGAAGGCGGCUUCGGAUCAGCCACCACUUGAGACUUUGCAGGAGGAGAGUAAAGGAAAAUCCGCAGAGAGUAGUACCAAAGAGCAUAUGUUUGUGAAGAUCAACAUGGAAGGGGUUCCCAUUGGAAGAAAAGUUAACCUCAAAGCCUAUGAUAGUUAUGAGAAGCUCUCCUCUGCCAUAGAUCACCUCUUCCAAGGUCUUCUUGCUGCUCAAAGAGAUCAUUCUGCUGUUGAAAAAGAGAACAAGGAAGAGACCAAAGCAAUUAGUGAUUCAUAUACUCUACUCUAUGAGGAUAAUGAAGGAGACAGGAUGCUUGUUGGUGAUGUCCCAUGGAACAUGUUUGUUUCCACGGCAAAGAGGCUACGUGUGCUAAAGAGCUCAGAGCUAUCCACUCUACGACUUAGCAGCAGUCGGCAUGAAAAGACACCACUCGAGUCUGCCAUGGAAAUUGGAAGAUGAGGAGGCAGCUGCUAUUAUUAGUGGAGAAAUUCCCAUAUGUCUGCAUCAAGCUCUCUCCUAGCUAGCUGCUCUGUAUAAUUAAAGGCUUCUCAUUAAGUUCUCUCUUUUCUUUCUAAUGUCCUAUAUUCUGUAUAUUAAUUAAGCGUGUAGAAGAUGAUCAAAUAUAAUUUUUUUUUCUUUGUUUUGUGUGAUCA